Molecule: messenger RNA, 744 nt
Organism: Ostreobium quekettii
Lineage: Eukaryota; Viridiplantae; Chlorophyta; Ulvophyceae; Bryopsidales; Ostreobiaceae
Source: the annotation of a GenBank genome assembly
AUGCUCCAACUCGCCUAUGCUCGUAUGGUGGCCGGGGUAAAUGUGGUGAAGUACCACAAGCGCCUCAUGGAGCUGGGCAUGGCCAAGGAGGGCUACGGCACUCCGGUCCUGGCCAUGAGCCUCCUCGACAGGUUCAUGGCUGCCAGGGCUGCCAGCGAACAGGGUCAGAUCAACCCAAAGGAUGUGGAGUACCUCGGGUGGGCGGCACAUUGGGCUGCACUGAAGCAUGCUAGCAGUGCAUAUGGCCUUGGCAAGUGGAUGGCUGAGGACCUGGAGCAAUGGGCUGGCAUGAAGCAGGACAAGCUCCGUGAAUUUGAGGUCAUCCUCCUGUUGGGGCUUGGGGAGGAGAAGCCAAACAGCGAUGGGGGUUCAGGCGAGGAAGGGGAAGGGGGGGGACGGGAAUGGGGCCGUUUCCAGCCAUGGAGCUUGGAGAGACCCACCAGCUACGCCUUCAUCGAGCCCUUCCUUGCAGUUAUGGGCAUUCCACUGAACAGUGACCAGGGCAAGUUUGCGGAGAACGCCCUGAUGACGUCACUGUUCUGGGAUGGAAUGGCGGCCUAUGCCCCAUCCAUGAUUGCUGCUUCAGCAGCUUUCAUGACCCUCAAGUGGAAGACCCCGGACGCCCCCUACCCUGACAACCUCCAGAAGGUCUCCAGCUACAGCCAGGAGGAUCUGGCCGAUUGCCUGGCCCACAUGGAGAAUCUGCACCGCCGCCACUCGAGGUACAGGGAGGGGAGAUGGUAG